GGCGUGGCAUCUGCUCCGGGCGCUUGAAGGAGACUUGGGAACGUCCGGGCUGUGUCCCUUGGGUCGCUGGGAGUCCGCGCCGCCGCCACUGGCCGCCCUCCAUGAGGAAGAUGCUUGCGGCCGUCUCCCGCGUGUUGUCUGGCGCUGCGCAGAAGCCGGCAAGCAGAGUGCUGGUGGCAUCCCGUAAUUUUGCAAAUGAUGCUACAUUUGAAAUUAAGAAAUGUGACCUUCACCGGCUGGAAGAGGGCCCUCCCGUCACGACAGUGCUCACCAGGGAGGACGGACUGAAGUACUACAGGAUGAUGCAAACUGUACGCCGAAUGGAGUUAAAGGCAGAUCAGCUGUAUAAACAGAAAAUUAUCCGUGGUUUCUGUCACUUGUGUGAUGGUCAGGAAGCUUGCUGCGUGGGCCUGGAGGCCGGCAUAAAUCCCACGGACCAUCUCAUCACAGCCUAUCGGGCUCACGGCUUUACCUUCACACGGGGCCUUUCUGUCCGAGAAAUUCUUGCAGAGCUUACAGGGCGAAGAGGCGGCUGUGCUAAAGGGAAAGGAGGAUCAAUGCAUAUGUAUGCCAAGAACUUCUACGGGGGCAAUGGCAUCGUCGGAGCUCAGGUGCCCCUGGGAGCUGGGAUUGCCCUGGCCUGUAAGUAUAACGGAAAAGAUGAGGUCUGUCUGACUUUAUAUGGCGAUGGCGCUGCUAAUCAGGGUCAGAUAUUUGAAGCUUACAAUAUGGCAGCUUUGUGGAAGUUACCUUGCAUUUUCAUCUGUGAGAAUAACCGCUAUGGAAUGGGAACAUCUGUUGAGAGAGCGGCAGCCAGCACUGAUUACUACAAGAGAGGCGAUUUUAUUCCUGGGCUGAGGGUAGAUGGAAUGGAUAUCUUGUGUGUCCGAGAGGCGACAAGGUUUGCAGCUGCCUAUUGUAGAUCUGGGAAGGGACCCAUCCUGAUGGAGCUGCAGACCUACCGUUACCACGGACACAGUAUGAGUGAUCCUGGGGUCAGUUACCGGACACGAGAAGAAAUUCAGGAAGUGAGAAGUAAGAGUGACCCUAUUAUGCUUCUCAAGGAUAGAAUGGUGAACAGCAACCUUGCCAGUGUUGAAGAGUUGAAGGAAAUUGAUGUUGAAGUGAGGAAAGAAAUUGAGGAUGCUGCCCAGUUUGCCACAGCUGAUCCAGAGCCGCCUCUGGAGGAACUAGGCUAUCACAUCUACUCCAGUGAUCCACCUUUUGAAGUUCGCGGUGCCAAUCAGUGGAUCAAGUUUAAGUCCGUCAGUUAACAGGAGGCCGCAUGCAGUGGGUGUUCGUCACAAGCAACUGUAAGGAACUCUUUGUGUUCCAUUCUCAACUUUAAGGAGGAAUAAACUCCAGAAAACAAGGCUUGUAAACUCAUUAAGAUGAAAUAGUAUGUAGAUUAAAGGGAUAGUAAUUGCAUGCAGUUGGUACAUUGUUGCAUUGAAAGAUGUGCGUCAGUAUUUAGUGUGAAUAUUUUAAAGAACUUUUUAGAUAUAUAUAGGUCUAAGAUAGUUCUAUUUGCUUUUGUUAUAUACUUCUAACAAAUAUUCGCCAGUUACUAAAAAAGGAAGAACAAUUCCCUGUAUGCCUGCUCCAACCCUGCCACCUUGUGGGCGGCGAUCAUUCCCCGGAUCGUUGCUGUGUCCCACACAGAGGCGUAUUUGCACUGACCUGGCCCCCACAAGUAGUCUUAUGUCCAAUGUGGUAGGAUGGCACCCGCCCUACCACCCCCGGGAGCGUGCAGUGUUGGUGCUGAAGCCUGUUCACGCUGACCGUCAUUCCUCCGUACGACAAAAUGUUUAUUAUAACCAGGCGGGGGGGGUGGAAGGAUAACUCCAUUUUUAAAUAAGACUACUUCAUAAUCAUUUCAUAGACCAAAUAACUUAGUUUUCUCCAUUUACACAUUCAAUAUAAAUAUGAGGCUAUUUUCUUAAUAGUUACAUUCACAUCAAACAUUAAAUACAAGGCACAUUCAUAUUGAUUUUAUCUUUUUCAAAUUUAAGUUCUAUGCCAGUUAGUUGAUAAUUUAUAACCUAGAACAGUGAUUCCCAGUCUCUUUGUUAUUUUUAAACAAAAACACCCAUUGUUUCACCCUUCCAGCAAGUGCUAAAGGGUGUACUGAUUUUUUUUUUUUGAAGUAAGUAAAUUAAAAUUCAUUUCUGAGAAUUUCCUAGUACCCCGAGAUGUCAAAACUAAGGCUCACUGUUUUCACAAUACAUACCAUUCUAUGUUUAUAAAUAAUAAGUUUUUAAAAAACAUUUCAGCAAGGACAGUCUUUAAGUGACAAGGGUAUCCUUCUGGUGUAAAUGCAGCAGAAUCUGUGGGUGCAUUAUCAGAAGCUCUAACAAAAGAUGUAGGAUAUUUGCUCACUGUACCCCAGCUUAGCCAACUGUGACGAAGCCUAAUCUUUGGACGCCUGAGCCUGUCUUCUGUACUGGGAGACCGCCUUCCAGAGCCUACAGAGGAGGCCACCACUACAAAACAAAAGAGUCAUCUUUAGAGUCAUAAGAAAAGAGAACUUAAAAACUUAAUGAAAAUAAAAAUAUGUUCUCUUCACAUAUGGAGGUGACACUUGUGUCCAGCAGUAUUAGGACAUGGCUUUAGAAGUGUGUAUGGGAGUGCUUAUGGCUUGGUGUAGAACUGGCUAUUUGAAAUGACAUGGGAACGAGGACAUAGGUUGCAGUUUGAAGAAAGGGUUGAGUCUAGCAGGCUGGCACCUCAUGCCUUGCUGUACCACUUCUAGCUGGGCAGGAGAUUGAACUGGGGCCAGCUCUUCAGUGUCACCUUCCUUUGUUUCUGCCACACCUCAGCUUUUUCCCAACUUGAACCUGGCAAAACUACAGAGUUUGGAGGGAAAUUGGGUUGUUGGUUUUCCGACUAAGCCACAGGAAAGGGAAUUCAUUUCAGUGAAAGGGGGAAAGUUACCAGCGCUUUGUUUUCUACAACUAUUUUAAACCACAGUCGCACGAAAAAAGUCAUGUUCUAUCAUACAAACUGUUUUGAGGCUGUUCUUACCGUAGCUGAAGGCAUCUUAGAUCUUCCUUAGUGAUAUCAUUAAGAAUAUGAGAAAGUGUGUAACCCUCUCCGACAAUCUAAAACAGAUCAAAUAUGUAAGAGCUGAGCAGCUUUUUAACAAUAGCACAGGAAUCGUUUUUGCUUAUAAACUUACCUUUGCAAUUGUGUUUGCAUCCGCUCCUUGCAGUUGCAACCAGUCCAUAAGCUCUUGAUCUGCUCUCUGCCCGUGAGGAAGUGCUGGGUUCUCUGUGAUAUCUGUAAUAAGUAGAUAUUUGUUUUUUGUAUAUUAAUGUGAAACCGUGAAAUUCUUUAACAGUAACAAGUUGGAUGUAAUAAACUAUUCCACAAUGUAAGUGUGAUGUGAAAAGGAAAUGAACUAAACGUGUAUCCUUCAGCUGUUCUAAUACAUACUGCACAGUUCAUAAUCCUUAGAUUCACUUUGCAGAGAGAAUAAUCUUUGCCUAUGCCAUGUUUAGUUAGUUUGGAAUUUGACAUAUCUAUCACUUUAAAUUCUUAUUAGCCUGUCUUUAGAAUGCCUUUUCUUAGGAAUCAUAUCCCUAACUGCACUGAAAGUCAAGUAAAGAAAUAGGUUUAGUAUUAAGGUUUUGCAUCAGAACUUAUCCAUUCCACAUUCCAAGAGGUAGCUGUAGCUCUUUUCUAGGUGGCACAUACUGAAUGUCAGCUUUACCGAGGUUCACUUUAAUGCAGUAAGCCACCCUUUUUAGGUGGACAGUACUAUGAAGUCUGACACACAAUAGUCAUGUAGCCACCAUCACAAGAUGGAAAAGCAAUUUCCAUCAUCCAGAAACUUAUCAUGUGUCCUUUUAUUAUCAGUCCCCUCCUUUCUUCUUUCUGAUUUGUUUUCUGUCCCUGUAGUUUUGCCUUUUCCAGAGUACAGUGAUCCCUUGUAUCCACAGGGGACUGGCUCCAGGACCUCCAAGGACGGAGGAGGGCGUGUAGCCUCUUGCCCUGAGCCCGCUGCGUUUGCCAUUCGUCCCUGUCGUUGAAUGCAGCAGUAGUUCCCUUUUAUUAUCAGGUAGUAUUCCACCAUCAACUAGAAUUCUCAUUUAAUAGAGGAUGACCUCAACUGUUUCUUCAAGGCUAAGUAGACUGGUAGCCAGAUUUUAAAUAGCUUCUCUUACACAAACACACUUAAGUCAGAGCAAGUGGGAGAUGACUCACCAUUAGACUUGAAUUGUAACUGAAGGUGACACAGUUCUUGAGUUUUCUCUUCUAGACUUUGCCGUAGAAGAUCCUGAUACUCUCUCUCUCUUUGAACUAGGUGUUCCAAAAGUCUGGUUUAAAAAAAAAAAUCAUUCAGAGAGCCCAAUACUAUUCAGUUCAACUCAAACAGUGGUCGAACAUCAGAGAUUGAAAGAAAAUGAAAAAUGGCACAAUCCCAUACCAACAGCCAGCCUAAAGAGGGGAACAAAUGCCUGGUUUCUUCAGAGUUCUGUGAAUCAGAACUCUGACCACAAAGGCCAGUUGACAAGACCAGUCAACUCAGAACGUGGGUAUAUUUUUACAAUUGGACUGAAUGUUUGUAUCUCCCCCCCAAAUUCAUAUGUUGAAAUUCUAACCCUCAAAGUGAUGGUAUUAGGAGGUGGGGCCUCUGUGAGGUGAGAUUAGUGCCCUUAUUAAAGAGACCCCAAAGACUUCCUUGCCCCUUCCACCAUGUGAGGACACAGAAGACCACAGUCCAUGAGCCAGGAAGUGGGUCCUCACCAAGCACUGACUCUGCCGGCACCUUGAUUUUGGACUUCCCAGUCUCCAGAAGCGUGAGAAGUAAAUUUCUCUUGUUUAUAAACCACCCUGUGUAUGGUAUUUUGUUAGAGCAGCCCGAAUGGACUAAUACAGUUUUGUCUGAAAAUGUUUCAUGAACAGAUAACUAAUAAUCUGAUGUUUAUCAGCAGAACUCAGCCAGGAGGCUGAUCUGAUUAUUUAACCUUGUCUCCCUAAGUCAAAUAAAGUAAUUGAAACUAGAA
Molecule: messenger RNA, 5009 nt
Organism: Cynocephalus volans (Philippine flying lemur)
Lineage: Eukaryota; Metazoa; Chordata; Mammalia; Dermoptera; Cynocephalidae
Gene: PDHA1
Product: pyruvate dehydrogenase E1 subunit alpha 1
Exons: 11
Coding region: 102-1274 (390 amino acids)
Biological process (GO): pyruvate decarboxylation to acetyl-CoA
Cellular component (GO): intracellular membrane-bounded organelle
Molecular function (GO): pyruvate dehydrogenase (acetyl-transferring) activity
Source: RefSeq, a predicted model, not a curated record